Phyllostomus discolor (pale spear-nosed bat) is the source of this 3453-nucleotide messenger RNA. It is a transcript of the gene PDHA1, whose product is annotated as pyruvate dehydrogenase E1 subunit alpha 1. Gene Ontology annotation, cellular component: intracellular membrane-bounded organelle. The record is from RefSeq and is a predicted model, not a curated record. Gene Ontology annotation, biological process: pyruvate decarboxylation to acetyl-CoA. The transcript is spliced from 11 exons. Bases 118 to 1290 code for a protein of 390 amino acids. Gene Ontology annotation, molecular function: pyruvate dehydrogenase (acetyl-transferring) activity. NCBI's taxonomy places the organism in Eukaryota, Metazoa, Chordata, Mammalia, Chiroptera, Phyllostomidae.
GCGUGGCGGUUAAGGCGUGGCGUCCGUUCCGGGCGCCUGAAGGAGACUGGAAGACACCUGGGUCGUGCGACGUGUGUCGUUGGGAGUCGUCGCGGUCACCGCCACUGCCCCCGGCCCAUGAGGAAGAUGCUCGCCGCCGUCUCCCGCGUGUUGUCGGGCGCUGCCCAGAAGCCGGCAAGCAGAGUGCUGGUGGCAUCCCGCAAUUUUGCAAAUGAUGCUACAUUUGAAAUUAAGAAGUGUGAUCUUCACCGGCUGGAGGAGGGCCCCCCUGUCACAACGGUGCUCACCAGGGAGGAUGGGCUCAAAUACUACAAGAUGAUGCAGACUGUUCGCCGAAUGGAGUUAAAGGCCGAUCAGCUGUACAAACAGAAAAUUAUUCGUGGUUUCUGUCACUUGUGUGAUGGUCAGGAAGCUUGUUGUGUGGGCCUGGAAGCUGGCAUAAAUCCCACAGACCAUCUGAUCACCGCCUACCGGGCUCAUGGCUUCACCUAUACUCGUGGGCUUCCUGUGCGAGAAAUUCUCGCGGAGCUUACAGGACGAAGAGGAGGUUGUGCUAAAGGAAAAGGAGGAUCAAUGCAUAUGUAUGCCAGAAAUUUCUAUGGGGGCAAUGGCAUCGUUGGAGCUCAGGUGCCCCUGGGAGCUGGGAUUGCUCUGGCCUGCAAGUAUAAUGGGAAAGACGAGGUCUGUUUGACCUUAUAUGGUGAUGGAGCUGCUAAUCAGGGUCAGAUAUUCGAAGCUUAUAAUAUGGCAGCUUUGUGGAAAUUACCUUGUAUUUUCAUCUGUGAAAAUAACCGCUAUGGAAUGGGGACAUCCGUUGAGAGAGCAGCAGCCAGCACUGAUUACUACAAGAGAGGCGACUUCAUUCCUGGGCUGAGGGUAGAUGGAAUGGAUGUCCUGUGUGUCCGGGAGGCAACAAAGUUUGCAGCGGCCCAUUGUAGAUCUGGAAAGGGGCCCAUACUGAUGGAGCUGCAGACCUACCGUUACCAUGGACACAGCAUGAGUGAUCCUGGAGUCAGUUACCGUACACGAGAAGAAAUUCAGGAAGUAAGAAGCAAGAGUGACCCUAUCAUGCUUCUCAAGGAUAGAAUGGUGAACAGCAACCUUGCCAGUGUUGAGGAAUUAAAGGAAAUUGACGUUGAAGUGAGGAAAGAAAUUGAGGAUGCCGCCCAAUUUGCAACAGCUGAUCCUGAACCACCUUUGGAAGAACUAGGCUAUCACAUCUACUCCAAUGAUCCACCUUUUGAAGUUCGCGGUGCAAAUCAGUGGAUUAAGUUUAAGUCUGUCAGUUAAUGGGAGAGUGCGUGUAAUGGAUGGCUGUACCUUUAGUGGGCUAUUUGACAGCAACUGUAAGGAACUUUUGUUCUCAACUUUGUGAAGGAGGGAAAACCCACAGAACAUAUGUAGAUUUAAAAUAGUAAUUGCAUGCAGUUUAUACAGUUUUGCAUUCAAGUUAUGUUCAAUUUGUAUAGGUCUAAAUAGCUAAUACAGAUUUUGCUCAGCCUUUCUUCAUAUUAUUUCCUUAAAAUAGUUCUACUCGAUUUAGUUGUUCACUGUUUUAAUAAGUACUUUUUUAGUUACUGAAAGGAAAAACAAUUCCUUGUAUGCCUGUCCAAUUUUGCCACCUUAUUGUGGGCUGGGGAGUUGCCCAUUUGCUUGUCUCUGGCCCAGCCCCAAGGCUAACAGAUCCUUAAUGUGCGCACACAUGCCUCCAUGAGUGUGUGUGUCAGUGUGGAAGCCUGCUCACACUCACUACCAUUGCUCCUUAAUAUAACAGCAUUUACUAUAUAACCAGGCAGUGGGUAGAAGGACAAUUCCAUUUUUAAACAGACUAUUUCACAAUCAUUUCCAAGGCCAAAUAACUUAGUUAUCUGCAUUUAUACAUUCAAUAAAACAAAGCAGAAAAGAAAAUAGUUUCAAAUGCAGCUAACCAGUACUAUUAAUGUAUAACCUAAAACAGUAAGUUAAAACACUUUUCUUUUUUUAAGAAUUCCAUAAUACUCUGGAUGUCAAAAACUGUUCUCAAAAUACAGCUCUACUCACCUUUAAAACAUGUUGAUAAACAGGCAUAAGACAUGUUGAUAAAAGGUACAAAACACACGCUGAUUAAUAACAGGUGAAAACAAACAUUUCAUUAACUCUUUAGAACUUGACGUUUUUAAAUUGUUUGUGGUGUUUCAUGUUUCUGUCUGAGAAGCUUUAACAAGAAAGAUGUCGGCUCCUUGCUCCCUCUGUUCUUUGGCUUAGUUGACUGCUUAAGCCUCAUUCUGGGUAGCUGCGGCCCCCCGAGUCUGUCUUCUGUACUGGGAGAUUGCAGUCCAGAGCUUGCAGAGGAGCUCCUCAUUACUACAAAACAAACAAGAGUCGUCUUUCAAGUCAAAAAACUUCUUUAGGAGCCCCAAUGGCAAAAAGUAUAGUAUAUAAUUCUACGCUUGUCUAGAUUUGCCACUUGGUGUUGAAAACUUAGCUAAAAUAGGAAUAUGUUGUUUUCAUAUAUGGAGGUGACACUCGUGCCCCAGCAGGAGUGGGACAUGGCCUUAGAGGUAUAGUCAGACCUUGGCUGUCAAACAAAACUCCAGUUCUUGGUUCUUGACCCAACAGCCCUUUCAUGCUGAUACUUGUAUGAUCAGUUAUGCAUCUCUCAGGUGAGAAAGGAGACUGUUUUCAAACAAACUUGCUUCUCAAACAGCCUUUCAAACAGCCUUCCAGAACGAAUUAAGUUUGAGAACUGAGGUUCCACUGUAUAUGCAGGUGUGCUGGUGGAUGUUUGUAGAGCAGCCCGUUUAAGUUGACAUGGGAACUAGAAUGCAGGCUGCAAUUUAAAGAGGGGUUUGGCUGUAGCAUGGAAAGCAGAGAGAUGCUUCCCUUUCACCAUCCUGCUUCUGCCUUUUCCUAUGGGGUCUUUAUAGCUAGUGCCACCUUUUUGGCUUUACUCCCAUCUUGAACCUGGGAAAAUCACAGAGUUUGGCAUUUUCUGACUAAGCCACAGGAAAGAGAAUUAACUUCAAUGAAGAGGAAAAGGCAGUAUCACUUUGUUUUCUACAACUUUGUUUAAAAGCAUAAUCACAUGAAAAAAAAUUUCUAUUGUACAAAGUGUUCUGAGGCUUGUUCUUACCAUAGUCCAAGGUAUCUGAGGUCUUCCUUAGUGACCUUAUUACGAAUAUCAGAAAGUGUAUAACCCUGUUUAACAAUCUGAAAUAAAGACCAAAUACAUAGGAGUUAGGCAGCUUUGUAAUAAUAGCAUAGGAAUGGUUUUCUUGGCUAUAUAAAUUUACCUUGUCAAUGGCAUCUGCAUCUGCUCCUUGCAGUUGUAACCAGCGUACAAGCUCUUGAUCUGGUCUCUGUCCAUAAAACCUGGGAGGCGGUGCUGGGGUCUCUGUAAUAAUUAGAAGUUUGUUUUACUAUAUAUUGAUGUGUAACAGUAAAACGUUAAUAAAAGUCACCAGUUGGAUGAAA